This is a messenger RNA of Naegleria lovaniensis, 3030 nucleotides long. RefSeq lists its product as uncharacterized. Lineage: Eukaryota; Heterolobosea; Eutetramitea; Acrasida; Naegleriidae. The coding region runs from base 1 to 3030 and encodes 1009 amino acids. The record is from RefSeq and is a predicted model, not a curated record. Gene Ontology annotation, molecular function: protein binding. The transcript is spliced from 3 exons.
AUGAAUUUUUCACAAUUUUUACGAUCAAACAGCAACAACAAUAACCCGAAUAAUACUAAUAAUAACAAUAUUCCAAAUUUUUCGACUUUGGCAGAUAUUGAUCAGCAACAUGAUGAUGAGACAAUGACGGAUGAUCAACAAAAAGAAAUGGAAAAUAUAAUGCAACCAUCCAUUCCUUUCCGAAUGUUUACGGAACAGGAACAAACCGGCCAAGUGCCUUCUCAACGUUCUCAAAUUGCUCUGGUAGCUUGUCCGCCUAGACAUUCUCUGUUCUGUCUGGGAGGAGUCGUGGACAAGCCUUCAAACCCAGGCAGUGUGUUACAAGUUUAUGAAUUUGAUCUGAGAACUGGAGUUUGGAAGCAACAUUUAGAUGGCACACCAAAUGAGUCCACUACAUCAUCCCGAGUGAAAGUUGCAAAUUUAUGGUCUUUAAAAGCAUGUUACCGAAGAGCUGAUCAUCAUAUCUGGUGUUUUGGUGGAAAUACCGAGUCGACCUUGAGUUCGUUUAUGAUUCGAGAUAAUAUUGCUCCAUAUGGAGUAUUUUGUUUAGAUUUAAACACAUUUAAAUGGAAAACCAAGUUAGAUAGAAUUGGAAAAUUAAAUUGGAGAAGAGCCACAAAGACGGAUGGAUAUCCAUUUCGUCUCCCUGAAAACCAAACAACAGCCUCAAAACUUGGAGAAAAACGUUAUGGUCAUGCCAUGGAAAUGAUGAAUGAUCAGUCAAAAUUUAUUGUUUUUGGUGGUGAUAAUGGUAGUGGAUUGGAAUUGAACGAUCUCAUAGAGUUUGAUUUUAGAGAUUUGUUGUGGAGACCGGUAGAGGUUGUUGCAGGUAAAGCACCGCUGAUGAGACAUGUUCUAUGCUCCGCCAUAACUAAUUCAGACAAGUUUUUCAUAUUUGGUGGACGAUGUUUGGUGCUGAAUGCUGCUGACACAUCACUACAAAGCUUGGCAUACUUUGAUUUUACCUGCAAGACAUGGUUCAACAUUGAGAUUAAUUACACCUUUCCAUCUGCCCGGUUUGCAUUGGCAUUUUCUGCUUUUCAAGCUUAUGGAAAGCCAAAUCUAAUAUCAAAACAUAGCGACGUUCAUCAUAACUAUGAAUCCUAUUACGAAUAUUUGUGUAUGCACGGCGGAAGAAAUGAUGGUCAUAGAUUUAAUGACACAUAUAUUUACAACAUUGAAGAAGAAAGGUGGAUCUCAUGUAAGCUCGUGGAUGAUUCCAUUGGCAUUGCUGAAACUUUGCUUGAACAAGAGAAAAACAUGCAAAUCAUUACCUUGUCGAAAGAGAGAAAAAUGAAACGAAAAGAAUUGUCCUCCAAAGAAAUUAUUUAUCGAGGUGGCAAUAUUGGACAAUGUAUUUCCUAUAAUGAUAUCAACUUUAAGAGUUCAAGCUUGUUUUAUGAUUACAGUUUGGGAAUGACCACUUUUUCAAUGCCUAUGGUUAGUCAAUAUCCAACUCUUUCUCUUAAAUUCAUUAAUUUUGGAGGAAAAACAGGAUUUGAUACUUACACGGUCUAUGAUUCCUCUCUCCUUACUUUUGAUCUUACAUUUUUCAACUACCAAAAUGAUCCUUCUCUGUUAGUAGAUCCCACUAAAAGUGCUUCCACAGACGCAUGCUUGGAAGAGCUCUCUGUAAAAUUGUGGGCUCAAAAACAGUUUAAAGAUUACUCGAUCGUAGAUGAUAGUAACCAUGCUAUUGAUUGUCAUCGUCUUGUCCUCGUGAAAAACAAUUACUUUAACAAGAUGAUUCAAUCACAUCAAUACACGACAGAUUUGAAAGCAGACCAUUUAGAUCUCAUACUCAAGUUUUGCUAUGGUAUUGAACUCACUCCAAGAGAUGCUAGUUUAUCUUAUCACGUUCAUCCCACGUUAGAUUUUGAUUUAAAGGACAAGUCCAUGAUUGAUUUUAUUGAUCUUUAUUCAGUGGUCUUUGACAUCCAAUUUCUUGAAUUACUUGAUUAUCUUAGAAAAUUAUUAACUGUUACAAUGACCAUUGAAAUGGCUAUUAAGAUGUUCAAGGAGCUUUGUACCCUUCUCCAGAGCAAGGCUACAGAGCCUCUAAACGAAUUAAUUGGAUUUUGUGCGGAUUAUUUACGUUUUACUGUGUUACCAGAAAUGGAAAUUCUUCGAGAUCAUGAACUGGAAAUAUUCCUUAGCUCAAACAACUUUUCAUUGCAAGAAGGUUCCUUAUUCCAUUCUUUAAUAUCAUCUUCUGUUCCUCCAUCCUUUAACUUUAAGAGUUAUGUGAAGAAGAGAGUCAUGCUUGCACGUGAAUACAUGCAUUUGAACUUGAUUGCCCUCAUGUCUCAUCCAGAAGAUAUCAAACUUACUACAUUUUCCAAUAUUGUAGUACGUUUGGAUGAUGAAGCUAGUUUCGAAAUUGUAGCACCAUCCGCAUUACUCUCUCUACGAUUUGAUUAUUUCAAUAAUUUAAUUUUUAACAAACUUUUUUCAGAAUACCAAUCCGACAUUGAACUACCCAUGGAAGUGUUUUAUCAACCACAUGCCAUCCAUCCUUUACUUAAUGUGGCAGUUGUUUUAUAUUAUGCCUAUACGAACGAUGUGGCUUUGGAAAAGGUAUUGGCAUGCAAACAUGUAUUUCCAACACAAAAGAAUGGAUGUAUUCAUUCUGAACAAGUCAUCAGCCACCAUGACGAGAAACCACACACACUAAAAUCUCCUCAACAAGUAGAAGAAAUUACCCAAGAUAUCCUCAUUCAGUACAUUAUUGACAUUUAUUCAUUGGCAGACUUUUUGGCAUCUCUCUCCAUGAAAGAAAGUAUUUUGAAAUAUGUACGAAGAUUGAUUGCUACUGAAAAACUUGGAGUCGAAAAAGUGACAAGUAUUUCUCAAGAACUUGCAUCAGAUGAAAUUACCAAUGAUUUAUUAAGCGAGAUUUCAGAAAUGUUUCGUGAUUGCGCUGAUGACUAUAGCUCUCUACAGAAACAAGAAGAACGAAAAGCGAAACUUUUUGUCAAGCCACCUCUUGAAACUCUAGAUAUUGAGUAUUUUGAAGAAGAAGAAGAAUAG